CAUCGCGCACACGCGUAAACCGCGCUCGUUCGCUCGAUCCGUUCCGUCCGUCGCAGGCGCCGCGCCGUCCGGUCUGCCAGCCGUGAGUGGCGUGCGCGUACUUAAUAUUAUUUUAUAUCAUAUUAUUACCUCGGGGGAAACGGUUUUUAUUYCUGGUCCGCUUUUACGGUCUCCGCCGGUUGUCGUGGCGAUUUACGUGGCCAUGCGGUAAUGUAUMGUUUAAAUCAUCACGACACUCGUCCACAAGACAACCGGCCUACACAUACCUUCAUAUUAUAUAACCUAUACAUAGGUGCGAACCAGACGAAGACGAAACAUUGCCCUGAUGGAGUUUGCGCUUGACUGUAGAAUUGCAUAAUUCCAGAAGAUCCGACAAUAAUAUGUCAUYCAUCGCAUCUGAAGACCGACCGUUCAUAUUCCGCGUCAACGAUAACGGCACUGGCCCAGUUCUACUCAUACAGGUGUGUCAAGAACGUGGUUGGAAGGAAUACGAUGGUACUAAGAGCGGAGACUCCACGUGGUCGGUUCCGGCGGACGAUUAUUGGAAUCUGUGGUGGAAAUCGACCGGAUUCUCGCUGUCACACUAUAAACAGCAAAAAAUAUGGCAGUUCAACAACCAUAUACCCAGUGGAUCAGCAUUAUGCCGGAAGGACAACUUGUGGCGGUAUUUGAAAUGCAUGAAGAAUAUAUUCGGCACGUCACUGUUCGGGUUCAGUCCAGACUCCUACAACCUGCCGCUAGAAUAUACAAAGUUAGCUGCCGAAUGUAGUCAUGACACUGACGUCGGCGAGAAAUCGAUUUGGAUAUGCAAACCGGUUGGUCAAAGUCAAGGAAAAGGCAUAUCUUUGAUUUCGCAAAUCGGCGAACUCGUUUAUGACACAAACAUCGUGGUGCAGAGGUACGUGAAGAAUCCUAUGCUCAUCGGUGGAUACAAGUACGAUCUGCGGCUGUACGUGCUGGUACCGUCAUUCCAUCCACUCACCAUAUACGUCUACAGGGAGGGACUGACUCGGUUCAGUACCGACAAGUAUUCACUGAAUAAUCUCGACAACCACUUUGCGCACCUGACCAACAGUUCAAUCAACAAGCUGGGCCCGAACUAUUCGGAAACCAAAGAAAAAAUCGGACUAGGAUGCAAGUGGACAUUCCAACAGCUUCGGCAGCACAUACGACAGGCCGGAGUCAACGAUUGGCUAUUAUGGCAAAAGAUAUCAGUUCUCGUCAGCCUUACGUUGGCCAGCCAAUGCGCAGGCAUACCAAGCACGUCAAAUUGUUUCGAGUUAUACGGUUUUGACAUACUAGUUGAUUCUGAUCUAAAGCCCUGGCUUCUUGAGGUGAAUCUCAGUCCAGCGCUGGGCAACGAUUGCGAUGUGGACAAUAGGGUGAAAAGGCCGCUGUUGCACGACAUGUUCGACCUGCUCGGACUGCCGAUGUGCAACACCGGCCUGUCGCUGUUCCGAAUGGCAUGUCGGUCGACGUCGGGUCCGCGGUUCGGUGACGGACGACCGACCGCGUUGGCCGCUGCGGUCACUGAAAAGUGGAAGUCGAAACGCAAGACGAACAACAACAACAACAACACCGCUGCCAACAACAACAACAACGUACAUACCGUAAACGCUACGAAGAGGGACGGUACAGCUCAGGUGACGUCGACCGCGCAGUCACAGCUGUCGACGCGUCAAUCGACGCUGUACGGUCCGGGCAAGCAGCGCGGAGCGACCACGGCGCAAGUGGCAGCCGCCGCGGACCUGUGCAACUCGCCGUUCUCGUCACCGGUGUGGGGCAACGGUCGGGACUGGAGCAGACCCGCCGACUCRGAGGGUGAUUGGGUCCGGGUGUAUCCAUUCGUGCCGUCGCCUCGGCAAUUACCGCGGACCAGCGUACGGCAAUCGUCGUCGCAGCAGCAGCAACAGUUCGCCCGCAGGUCUGCGUCAUCGUCGCCGUCCGAGACGGGCACGGCCCGCGCCACCAUCAAGACGAUUCAGCAGUACCUGAAGUGUUGCAAAAAGGUGGCYAAGUCGUGCGAGGGCCUGUCCGUCGUGCCGGACGACGAGCUCAACGACAAGCUCAGAGACUUGUUCCCGGCCGCGACGAUGACGUGGUUACCACCCCACUGAAAGACUUAAUAUCAUUAUAUUAUUUUGAUUGUAAUUCGUUGGCCACUUGCCCACCUUACCUACUUAAAACGUAUAUUUAAUAUGUAUUAUAUUUUAUCGAUUGUUAUGGCGUAUAUUAUUCUUUAAUAUCGUUUAAUGAUAUGUUAUCUUAUUGUUAAUAUACCAGUCUUUAUUUUUUAUAAUAUUUAUCUCGAUGAAUACGGCUGUUUCGAAUUAUUAUCAACUAUUAUAUUAUAUAGCUAGGUAGGUAAAAAUAAUUGUAAUUUAUUGUUUUUUUUU
Diuraphis noxia (Russian wheat aphid) is the source of this 2396-nucleotide messenger RNA. Its product is annotated as putative tubulin polyglutamylase TTLL2. Gene Ontology annotation, biological process: microtubule cytoskeleton organization; protein polyglutamylation. NCBI's taxonomy places the organism in Eukaryota, Metazoa, Arthropoda, Insecta, Hemiptera, Aphididae. Gene Ontology annotation, cellular component: ciliary basal body. The record is from RefSeq and is a predicted model, not a curated record. Gene Ontology annotation, molecular function: tubulin-glutamic acid ligase activity; tubulin binding.